This is a messenger RNA of Letharia columbiana, 843 nucleotides long. RefSeq lists its product as uncharacterized. The transcript has 2 exons. The coding region runs from base 1 to 843 and encodes 280 amino acids. Lineage: Eukaryota; Fungi; Ascomycota; Lecanoromycetes; Lecanorales; Parmeliaceae. The record is from RefSeq and is a predicted model, not a curated record.
AUGAGUCUUCUUCCCGGGAUCUCACACAAUAACCACAACAGGCACUACACGUCCACCGUACACAGACACCAUUUCUAUGAGAACGUCGCUUAUUCAAAUACACAUCCACCACGGACGAUGCUCUUCCUACAAAAGACUCUGACGCUGGCCGCCAUCCUCAUCUCAUUCUGCGCUCCAAUGCCCCUCAUUCGCAUUCAAAACAUCUCCAAAGAAAACAUCUGCUACAUGGUGGAAUAUUCCAACGGAACGGGCACCUUUCCCAACGAAACAAUCUGCGGCAUAGAUCGAGGCUUCUGGCUCAACUCCGGCCAGACCAAGGACUUUAAAGCAACAGGCUUUGAUGGCGAACACUUCAACGGCGCCGUAACAGCCUGGCUAAAAAACAACACCUUUAGGGGCGCCCGCAAUGAGAUAAACCUCUUGAACCAAAGCAUGGCGUGGUACGACGUCAGCUACCAAUACGGCAUAUCCGACGGUACCUGCGGCCCCGCCAAUAGUAGCGAUCUCUCAGGAGAGAAAGACUCCCUUGGGAAGGCAAACUCGGCAUGGAAAACUCUCAGUUAUCCAAUCAAGAGACAAUUACUCAAAUCCCCACAGUAUCUGAGACAAGGCAAAAACGGAUCCCUGGUUCAUAUCAACAUGGGUGUAGAGGCCUUCCCAUAUGGUGCUCCAGACGUUGUCAUGUUCUUCCAGGCUACAGCUGGCUUCAAGGCGUACAUGGGCUCCGGGAGCGCUACGGAUGUGACCUGGCCCCCGAAUUCGGUACAGGCGGAACUGGUCCCGUUGGCGGAUAAGCAGACUUUGAGCGCACCGACGGAUCAUAUCGUCAUUACUUCUUACUAG